AUGGCGGCAAUGGCAAACACCGUGAACGCCAUCGGGUGGGGCACCAAAGACUCCUCGGGCAUCCUCACCCCUCUCAACUUCACCCGUCGAGCCACUGGCCACAAGGACGUCCAAUUCAAAGUCAUGUUCUGCGGAGUCUGCCACUCGGACCUCCACCUCAUCAAGAACGACUGGGGCUUCGCCAACUACCCCAUGAUCCCGGGCCAUGAGAUCGUGGGCCUCGUCACCGAAAUCGGGCCCGGCGUCUCCAAAUUCAAGCCCGGGGACAAGGUCGCCGUCGGGGUCAUGGUCGGCUCGUGCCGCAACUGCCACUACUGCUCCGCCAGCCUCGAGAACUUCUGCCCCGAGAAGCUCGACACCUACAACGGCGUCCAGGCGGACGGGACCCUCACUUACGGCGGCUAUUCCGAUCUCAUGGUCGCCGAAGAGGACUUUAUCAUCCGUUGGCCGGAGAAUCUCCCGAUGGACCGUGGUGCCCCGCUCGUCUGCGCGGGUAUCACGACGUACAGCCCGUUGAGAUACUACGGGCUGGACAAGCCGGGCCUUAAUGUCGGGGUUGCCGGGCUCGGCGGGCUUGGCCACGUGGCAGUGAAGUUCCUCAAGGCGUUUGGGGCAAAAGUGACUGUGAUUGACAUCGCGCCCGAGAAGAGGGCCUAUGCGCUGGAGACUCUUGGCGCGGACCAGUUUUUGCUGGCGAAUGAGCUGGAGCCGGCGGUUGGGACGCUGGAUGGGAUUCUGGAUGCGGUGGCGCCUUUUCAUUCCAUACAGGCGCUGCUUAACUUGUUGAAGCCGAAUGGGAAGCUGAUUGUGGUGGGGCUGCCCGAGAGGCCGCUCGAGCUGCCCAUGUUUGCGCUGGCCACGCAUAGGAAGAUGGUUGGCGGGAGCAUGAUUGGAGGGAUUAAGGAGACGCAGGAGAUGAUUGAUUUCGCGGCUAAGCAUAAUAUAUUGCCGGAUGUUGAGGUUAUAUCUAUGGAUUAUAUUAAUACGGCGAUGGAGAGGCUGGCGAGGGGGGAUGUUAAGUAUAGGUUUGUGAUCGAUGUGGGGAAGACUUUGAAGGUGAAGGCUGUGGGUUGGGGUGCCACAGACUCGUCCGGCAUUCUCUCUCCUCUGGAAUUCAGCCGGCGGUCCACCGGCAGCCGCGACGUCCAAUUCAAAGUCCUCUACUGCGGCGUUUGCCACUCGGAUCUCCACCUCGUCAAGAACGACUGGGGAUUCGCCAAAUACCCUAUGAUCCCCGGCCACGAAAUAGUCGGCAUAGUCACCGAGGUCGGCUCAAAGGUCGACAAAUUCAAGGUCGGCGACAAAGUCGCCGUCGGCGUCAUGGUCGGAUCUUGCCGCCUCUGCGACCAGUGCGAAAACAACCUCGAAAACUACUGCCCCGAGAAACUCGACACCUACAACGGCAUCCAGGCCGACGGCUCCCUCACCUACGGCGGCUAUUCAGAUCUCAUGGUCGCCGAAGAGGAUUUCGUCAUCCGGUGGCCGGAGAAUUUCCCGAUGGACCGUGGGGCCCCGCUUGUCUGCGCCGGAAUCACCACCUACAGCCCGCUGAAAUACUACGGGCUGGACAAAUCGGGCCUCCACGUGGGGGUUGCUGGGCUUGGCGGGCUUGGCCACGUGGCGGUCAAGUUUCUCAAAGCCUUCGGGGCGAAAGUGACGGUGAUUGACAUUGCGCCGGAGAAGAAGGUGUACGCGCUCGAAACCCUCGGAGCCGAUCAAUUCCUGCUGAGCCACGAGCUGGAAUCUGCGGCUGGGACCAUGGAUGGGAUCCUCGAUUGUGUCUCGGCCUUUCAUUCGAUCCAGGCUUACCUGAAUCUCUUGAAGCCGCAUGGCAAGCUGGUGGUGGUGGGCUUGCCGGAGAAGCCACUGCAGCUGCCGAUGUUUGCUCUGGCGACGGAGAGAAAAAUGAUUGGGGGAAGCAUGAUCGGUGGGAUUAAGGAGACGCAGGAGAUGAUUGACUUUGCGGCUAAGCACAAUAUAUUGCCCGAUGUUGAGAUUAUUUCAAUGGAUUAUAUUAAUACGGCUAUGGAGCGCCUUGCGAGAGCUGAUGUCAAAUACAGAUUCGUCAUUGAUGUGGCGAAUUCACUUAAAGCUUAG
Striga asiatica is the source of this 2097-nucleotide messenger RNA. The record is from the annotation of a GenBank genome assembly. NCBI's taxonomy places the organism in Eukaryota, Viridiplantae, Streptophyta, Magnoliopsida, Lamiales, Orobanchaceae.